Messenger RNA from Panicum hallii, 1410 nucleotides. RefSeq names its product UDP-glycosyltransferase 83A1-like. Gene Ontology annotation, molecular function: UDP-glycosyltransferase activity. The record is from RefSeq and is a predicted model, not a curated record. Bases 1 to 1410 code for a protein of 469 amino acids. Lineage: Eukaryota; Viridiplantae; Streptophyta; Magnoliopsida; Poales; Poaceae. The transcript has 2 exons.
AUGACGCCUCCCCCACACGCUCUCGUCAUCCCCUACCCGGCGCAGGGACAUGUCAUCCCGCUCCUGGAGCUCGCGCACGCGCUCGUCGACAGGGGCUUCACGGUCACUUUCGUAAACUCCGAGUUCAACCAACACCGUGUCCUUGCAGCCAUGACGGACACGACUAAGAACGGCAGCGCCGGGCUGCUGGACCGUAUCAGGCUCGUGGCGGUGCCGGACGGCAUGGAGCCUGGUGAGGACAGGAACAACCUCGUCAGGCUGACCCUCCUCAUGGCAGAGCACAUGGCCCCGCGGGUGGAGGACCUCAUCAGCCGAAGCCAUGACGGGACGGAGGGCGCGGACGGCGGGCCGAUUACGUGCAUGGUGGCGGACUACAACCUCGGGACGUGGGCACUCGACGUCGCGCGGAGGACCAGGAUAAAGUCGGCGGCCGUCUGGCCGGCCUCCGCCGCGGUGCUGGCGAGCCUUCUGAGCAUCCCCAAGCUGAUUCAGGACAACAUCAUCGACUCGAAAGAUGGGUCAGCACUGACGGAAGACACGUUCAAGCUGUCCCCCGACAUGCCCAUCAUGCGUGCCGCCCACCUCGCGUGGAACUGCAUCGGUGACCACCAAGGACAGCAGGCACUCUUCCGGUAUCUCAUCGGCGGCAUCCGCGCAGUUGAGAAGUGCGACUUCAUCCUCUGCAACUCCUUCCUCGGCGCCGAGGAGGCGACAUUCGCGCAGUUUCCCAAGGUCAUCCCCAUCGGCCCGCUCCUCACGGGGGAGCGCCGCGGCAAGGCGGUGGGGCACUUCUGGCGGCCCGAGGACGAAGCGUGCAUCUCGUGGCUCAACGCGCAGCCAACGAGGUCCGUCGUGUACGUCGCCUUCGGCAGCUUCACCAUGUUCGACACGCGCCAGUUCCAGGAGCUCGCGCUGGGGCUGGAGCUCUGCGGCCGGCCGUUCCUCUGGGUGGUGCGUCCGGACCUCGUGCACGGCGACGUCCGCGACUACCCUCAAGGUUUCCUUGACCGCGUCAGUGCCAGCGGCCGCGGCAUGGUGGUGGCGUGGUCGCCGCAGCAGCAGGUGCUGGCGCAUCCUGCGGUGGCGUGCUUCGUGUCGCAUUGCGGAUGGAACUCGACAAUGGAGGGCGUCCGCAACAGGGUGCCGUUCCUGGCGUGGCCAUACUUCGCCGACCAGUUCAUCAACCAGGUGUACAUCUGUGACGUCUGGAAGGUCGGGCUCCGGGCCCAGGCCGACGAAUCGGGCGUCAUCACCAAGGAGUACAUCGCGACUAGGGUGGAGGAGCUGAUGAGCGGCGCGAGCAUGAGGGACAGGGUGGAGGGCAUGAAGAAGGUUGCGCUUGAGAGCUUGAAGGAGGGGGGCUCCUCCCACGACAACUUCGACAUGUUUGUUCAGGCUAUGAAGGCAUGA